Messenger RNA from Pelecanus crispus (Dalmatian pelican), 761 nucleotides. The record is from RefSeq and is a predicted model, not a curated record. NCBI's taxonomy places the organism in Eukaryota, Metazoa, Chordata, Aves, Pelecaniformes, Pelecanidae.
GUGGCUCCAGGUCUUCGUGCUGCUGUUCAUCUUUGUGAAACGCCAGAUCAUGCGCUUCGCCAUGAAGUCCCGCCGUGGCCCCCAUGUGCCUGUCGGACAGCAUGCACCCAAGGAUUUAAAGGAAGAAAUCGACAUUCGACUGUCGAGGGUGCAAGACAUCAAGUACGAGCCCCGGUUGUUGGCUGAGGACGACAGCAGGCUUCUGCAGCUGGAGGCACAAGGCUGCUAUAACUACCUGUACAGGAUGAAGGCGCUGGAUGCGAUCAGAACAUCUGAAAUCCCAUUUCACGCAGAGGGCCGGUACCCAAAGUCUUUAAUAGGGAAGAACUUCUGUGCCUAUCUGCUGGAACUGCGGAAUUCCAGCACCUCCUUCAAAGGCAUCCGCAAAGCCUUGAUUGACACCUUGCUGGAUGGGUACGAGAGUGCCCGCUACGGCACCGGGGUCUUUGGGAAACCGGAAUAUCUGCAGUACCAGGAUGCUCUGAACGAGCUGGCAAACAUGACCAAGGCCCGGGGAGGCAGCAGCCAGCGGCAGCACCAGUCAGCAGCGAAGGACCUCACCCUCUCCCCCGAAGUCUCCAACCCCGCCACCAUCCAGGUCACCUACCUGCCUUCCAACCAGAAGAGCAAACGUGCCAAACACUUCCUGGAGCUGAAGAGCUUCAAGGACAACUACAACACGCUGGAGAGCACCCUGUGAGCUGCACAGGGAGCACUGCUCCAGGGACCUGCCAUGAGCAGAGUCCCUUGCUGGGUGCAGC